This is a messenger RNA of Drosophila persimilis, 2896 nucleotides long. It is a transcript of the gene Ciz1, whose product is annotated as glutamic acid-rich protein. NCBI's taxonomy places the organism in Eukaryota, Metazoa, Arthropoda, Insecta, Diptera, Drosophilidae. The record is from RefSeq and is a predicted model, not a curated record. Bases 78 to 2831 code for a protein of 917 amino acids. The transcript is spliced from 8 exons.
AAUUUCAGUGGGGAACAAGUUGCAAGCUAAUAAAUAGUCAAUUUUCUCUUGUGAAAAAUAUCAAAAAAAAGAGAAAAAUGCGUGGACGCGGCGGAUUCAUUCCACGUGGAAGUGGUAACACACGCGGUGGCUAUUACAAUAAUCGCAACUCGAGCAAUUACGUGAACACACGUACCCAGGGAAACUACCGCCCCAACGGGGGACGCUACGAGAACAACUACCACAACAACAACAACCGCUACAGCGGUGGAGGAGGAGGAGGCGGUGGCGGCAACAAUAGCAACUAUGACAACCGCAGCCGCGACAAGUUCACCCACCAUAAUUCGAGCAGCAGCGGGCGCUACGAGUCCAGCUCCAGCCACAAGCGCAACUACAAUGAUUCAUCACGUGAUCGCAGCGAUGAGCGCAGCAAGCGUCCGCGCAUAGACGAUUAUCGUCGCACGUCCUCGUCAAACGAUCGCAGCGAUCGCCCAUCGUCAUCAUCGCAGAACGUUGGCUCCUCAUCGUCCAACUACCAUCAGCGCAGCAACACCGGCGGAAGCGCUAGCUCGAGCUCGUAUCGCCCGCGCGAUGACUCGAACUCUGGUAGCCGGAAUCAGCGCGAGUCGUCAAUGGGACCGCCAAAGCGUAUGAUGCGUAGUGUGGCCGGCACCAAUUAUAUAUCGCGCCCACGCGGCUCAAUGUCCAUGCGUGGAGGCGGCAUGACACGUGGAAAUAUGCGGGUUGGAGCCAUGCGCGUUGUGCGUACCCGCAACGUCAACGAGUCCAAUGAUCUGCGCACCAUGCGCCGCCAGUUGCUUUAUGCACAGCAGAAAGAUCGGGCUCGCCUGCUUAAGAUUCAACAGCUGAAAAGCUCGUUGCGCCGCCAACGCCUGGGAGGGAAUAGCAGCGAUAAUUCCAGUGACAAUGAGGACAAGGAGGACGAUGAUGCUGAGAAUAGCAAGAAGAAGAAAGGCAAAGACAAUGACGAUGACGAAGACGUCGACGAAGACGACGAUGAUGAUGAGAAGGAUGCCGUCGAUGGUGAGAAGAAGGGCGAAAAGAAUAAGAAGUCACCUAGCAAAAAGCGCAACAGCAAGUCGGCAAACGAGGACAAGAGUGACGCCGAAGGCGGCGACGAUGAUGAUCAUGAACGCGACGACGAUGAUGAUCAGGAGAAGUCCUUGAAUGAGUCUGAUAGCAAGAAUGCCAAAGCCUCAGAUGACGACGACAAGGUAAAGGCUGAAGAUGAGAGUGCCGAUGGCGACAAGUCUGAAGACAAGGCCAAAUCCAGCACAGCCGAUAAGACAGGUAAGAAAAAGGAUAAAGAUGGCGACGCCACCAAGGACACUAAGGACUCCAAGUCAAAGAAGACGCCCAGCAAGAAGGAGCGCUCACGCAAAGACAAGGACGACAGUGACGAUGAGAACAGCAAGGACCAUCGCAGCUCGCGCCAUCGCGACGAUGACCACAACAACCGCAAGCGCAGCUUCAUUAAGCUCACUUGCGUCCACUGCAACUGCAAGUGUGUGACCUUCAAGGAGUACAACUACCACUUGAACUCGCGCACUCACAAGAACGCGAUGCGCCAGGUGGCCCUCAACCAGCGGGCCGAUCUACAGCGUAUGCGCGCCCGUCAGCGCACAACUCAGCGCGAGAUCGAGGAGAACAGCAAGGAGGAGCACGAGUCGCGGUAUUGUCGCCUCUGUCGCCUGGCCUACCGCCAGCAAAAGAAUCUGCAUCAGGCCUCCGAGCACCACAAGACCAUCAAGAAGUUCCUCAUGCCCUACUGCGGCUCCUGCCACUUGGCAUUCAAGAAUGCCAUGCUCUAUGAGAAUCAUCGUUGCUCCCUGGAGCAUAUCCGCAACAAGGCCAGAAACGAUGAGUCCGGCUCGGACGAUAGUGUCGAUGAGCGUGAGAUAGAUUUAAAUAAAUUCCUUACGGUGGACUCUGUUGGUGAGACCGAUGUCGACGUGAUGGAUGCCGAUGUGGAUGCUAUGGUAAUGGAGGCUGAAACCGCUCAGAAGAGUACUGACGAGGAGACGCGCAAGCGUGGCAUGAUUGGCUCAGACUCCAUCAAGGCCAUUGAGGCUUUCUAUUGCGGCCUCUGCAAUCAUUACUCCAAUAAGACGGACGAUGUUUCUUUGGAGGAUUACACCAAAAAGCAUUGUCUGCAGCAUUCCCACGUCAAGGCGUUCUUGCGUCAAAAGGAGGAAACCGAAAAGAAGAACCGUAAAGAUGAUGAGAACGAGGAUGACAAAAAGGCUGGCGAUGACGAGGCAGAUGUCGAUGAAGAAAUGGAUGCUGACGCCAAAAUCGAUGAGGAGGAUGACGAAGACUAUGGGGAUGCUGAAAUUGGCGAUGAACCCCAAGAUGAGAAUCUAUGGGAAGAGGUCGAUAAGGACUUGGGUGACCUGCUCGCCGAAGUGGAUCCGAUGAGCCACGAGGAGGAGGAAGAAGAGGACGAAUCUGUCCUCAACAUUGACAUUGAAAGCGAAAAAAACAAGCUUAAAGAUGCCAAAGAGGAAGCAAAUGGCGAUGAUGAGGAGGAGGAGGAGAAGAAGGCCGCCGCUCCGAAAGAAAAUGCGCCAGCAGUCGUCAAGUCUGCAGAGAAAAAGACCACCGCUGCCACUGCCGGCGCAGCAGCGGGCUCUGCUACAUCCACACCAGCCAAGACACCUGCUGUCAAACAGCCGGUCAAGAAAGCACCGCCCAAGGCAGCUGCGGCCAAAGUCGGCAAACCAGGCCCGGCUUCAACCAAGCGCAAUGUCUUGGUCAAUGUGAAACGCACAUCGGCGGCGGCCAUCAAAGCUGCCACCAAGUCUAGCAAUGCGGCAGCCGAUUCCAAGUAAGCUGGAAGCAAGCACCAACAAAAAUAACAAUAGUAACACAAAAUAUUAAUGUACCAACAAAAACA